AUGAAUGUUAGCCAUUUGCUCGAUCAGGUGAUUGCAAGUCACGAUCGCAGAAUUAGACCAAACUACGGUCGGGCACCAAUUGAAGUGAACGUUACCAUUCAUGUCACUACAAUAACUGCUAUCUCAGAAGUUUCCAUGGAUUACACUGUUGCAUUGUACUUACGUCAGUUCUGGCAUGAUAAUCGCUUGGCAUUUGAAAGUGCUGAUGAGAGAGAAUUAACAAUCGGAAUUGAUUUAAUAAAGAGUAUUUGGGUUCCGGAUACAUUUUUCCCUAAUGAAAAGAAAUCAUUCUUUCAUGAAGCGACAACGCAUAACUCUUUCCUGCGUAUCGAUAAUCGCGGAAAUGUAUUUCUUAGCAUCAGGCUUACAAUAACAGCUAAUUGUCCAAUGAAUUUGCACAGUAGUUAUGCGUAUAGCACUCGCGACAUCAUUUAUCACUGGCAUUUGGGUGAAAGUUCAGUUACAAUCGAUGAGAAUGUUCAUUUGACUCAUUUUACGAUUAGCAGUCAUAGACAUGUUGAACGGGUCAUUUCCCUUAGUACCGGUAACUAUUCACGGCUUUCUACCUAUUUCACAUUUAAACGGAAUAUUGGUUUCUAUCUGAUACAAAUAUAUUUUCCCUCUUCUUUAAUUGUCGUCAUAUCAUGGAUAUCAUUUUGGCUCAAUCGUGAUGCCACCCAAGCUCGAGUUGGGAUAGGUGUUACAACGGUGUUAACAAUGACGACACUGAUGACCUCAACAAAUGCCUCAUUACCAAAAGUAUCGUACGUUAAAAGUCUUGAUAUUUUUCUUCAAACUUGUUAUUUCAUUGUUUUUGCAUCACUUCUCGAAUAUGCAACAAUUGGUUACCUAAUGAAACGAUAUCGAAACUCUUUGAUGGAUAAUACAGCCACUGCAACAGCUUGUUUUUAUAAAUUAGCUAAAAAUUCACCAAUAAUACAAAGGAAUCGAAUAGUGGGACGCAGAAGUUACACUUUCAGAACUGAGUCUGAAACUGAUUUCGAGAUACCGUUAUUGGAACAGAGAUCAGAAAAUCGGUUCAGCUUAAGGCGAGCUACGAUUAAAGCAUUUGCCAGCGAAUAUUUAAACAGUUGUUUAAGGAUACGACCAUCACAGGUUUAUAAUUUGAUGGAAUAG
Acanthocheilonema viteae is the source of this 1137-nucleotide messenger RNA. The record is from the annotation of a GenBank genome assembly. NCBI's taxonomy places the organism in Eukaryota, Metazoa, Nematoda, Chromadorea, Rhabditida, Onchocercidae.